Molecule: messenger RNA, 912 nt
Organism: Carcharodon carcharias (great white shark)
Lineage: Eukaryota; Metazoa; Chordata; Chondrichthyes; Lamniformes; Lamnidae
Gene: sox12
Product: SRY-box transcription factor 12
Exons: 1
Coding region: 16-912 (298 amino acids)
Biological process (GO): positive regulation of transcription by RNA polymerase II; cell differentiation; anatomical structure morphogenesis
Molecular function (GO): DNA-binding transcription activator activity, RNA polymerase II-specific; RNA polymerase II cis-regulatory region sequence-specific DNA binding
Source: RefSeq, a predicted model, not a curated record
CACAUCAAGAGGCCAAUGAACGCUUUCAUGGUGUGGUCCCAGAUAGAGAGGAGGAAGAUCAUGGAGCAGUCCCCGGACAUGCACAACGCCGAGAUCUCCAAGCGGCUGGGCAAACGCUGGAAAGCCCUCCAGGACGCCGAGAAGAUCCCCUUCAUCAAGGAAGCCGAGAGGCUGAGGCUCAAACACAUGGCCGACUACCCGGACUACAAGUACAGACCCAGGAAGAAGGGGAAAAGCGGGACUAUCGCCAAGAUGCUGAGCAAGAAAGUGGCGUCGGUCAGGAAGAGUCUGAGCAGCAAAGCGCAGAGGGGGAGAGGACCUUCCAAAGCCAAGCCGGCUUGGAAGCCAAAGAGAAGCGGCCCCAGUGGGGGGACGGAGCCGGCGAGGGGCUUGUUGGAGAGUCACCUCGCUGAGCGGGACGAUCCCAGGAAACCGAGUCCGGGCCGGGAGAGCGGCGGGCGCCCUGCGUUCACCGAGGAUCCCCGUGGCCAAGAGGAAGAUUACGGUUUGUCCCCGGACCCCCCGUCCGGCGAGCCUUGCGGCGCAAAUCCCAUGGAGGAGCUCGCCCACCCGGACCCGGGCUCUGCCGCAGACGGGAGAGCCUCGGAGCACCUGCGGGACGCCAGGUCCCCCUCGCCCACCUCCACCAGGUCGCUGUCUUCGUCCCUCGCCUCCUCUUGCUCGGACGAGGAGCUGGAAGACGAGAUCCUGGACAUCGUCUCGGACGCGAACUUUGAGAACCUGGCGCUGGGCACCUUGGACGCACUUUCCCUGGAUAAGGACGUGGAAAUCUUCCACACGAACUCCGCGUCCCAUUUUGAAUUCCCAGAUUACUGCACUCCAGAAGUUAACGAAAUGAUUUCGGGAGACUGGUUAGUGUCCAGUGUCUCUGACCUAGUAUUUACCUAUUGA